ACGUAGCACCUAAAAGCAGAAGAAGUUGGUUUUAACGCUGAAGUUCUCCACUUCCCUGGGAUUUGUGUGUGUCACUUGCAGAGGCUGCGUGUUUUUCUUCUCCUCCCGCAUCCCCCCCCAAGGAAACUGUUGCCAGUUGGAAUAGACUUUUUAAAUGUUUGGGAUUCAAGAUACUUUAGGAAGAGGACCAAUUCUGAAAGAUAAAUCUCUAGGUUCUGAAAUGGAUUCCGUCAGGUCCUGGGUCAGAAACGUUGGGGUUGUGGAUGCAAACGUAGCAGCACAAAGCGGAGUAGCUUUGUCCAGAGCUCACUUUGAAAAGCAGCCACCCUCCAACUUGAGGAAAUCCAAUUUCUUCCACUUUGUUCUGGCUCUCUACGACAGACAAGGGCAGCCUGUGGAAAUAGAGAGGACAGCUUUUGUGGACUUUGUAGAAAACGAUAAAGAGCAAGGCAAUGAAAAGACAAACAAUGGCACACAUUACAAACUCCAACUCCUUUAUAGCAAUGGUGUCAGGACUGAACAGGAUCUAUAUGUUAGACUCAUUGAUUCAGUCACUAAGCAGCCCAUAACUUACGAAGGACAGAACAAGAAUCCUGAAAUGUGCAGAGUUUUGCUCACUCAUGAAGUCAUGUGCAGUCGGUGCUGUGAGAAGAAAAGUUGUGGCAACAGAAAUGAGACUCCGUCUGACCCCGUGAUCAUUGACAGAUUCUUCUUAAAAUUUUUUCUCAAGUGCAAUCAGAAUUGUUUGAAAACAGCAGGAAACCCAAGAGACAUGAGGCGGUUCCAGGUUGUGCUAUCAACAACAGUGAACGUAGAUGGGCACGUACUGGCAGUGUCUGACAACAUGUUCGUUCACAACAACUCCAAGCACGGGCGGAGAGCAAGGAGACUUGACCCCUCUGAAGCCACACCGUGCAUCAAAGCAAUCAGCCCGAGUGAAGGCUGGACAACAGGAGGAGCAAUGGUGAUCAUUAUUGGAGACAACUUCUUUGAUGGGCUGCAAGUAGUAUUUGGAACCAUGCUCGUCUGGAGUGAGCUUAUCACACCUCAUGCCAUUCGAGUUCAGACACCUCCACGUCACAUUCCUGGAGUGGUUGAAGUGACAUUAUCAUACAAAUCCAAACAGUUUUGCAAAGGCGCCCCAGGCAGGUUUAUUUACACAGCUUUAAAUGAACCUACCAUAGAUUAUGGUUUCCAAAGACUGCAGAAGGUCAUCCCAAGACAUCCAGGUGACCCUGAAAGACUAGCUAAGGAAAUGCUAUUGAAACGAGCUGCUGACCUAGUUGAAGCACUGUAUGGCACGCCGCAUAACAACCAGGACAUCAUUCUGAAACGAGCUGCAGACAUCGCAGAAGCUCUCUAUAGUGUACCGAGGAAUCCCGCACAGAUCCCCGCACUGUCCAGCUCCCCGGCUCACAGCAGUAUGAUGGGAAUUAACUCCUAUGGCAGCCAGUUAGGCGUCAGCAUUUCAGAGUCAGCACAGGGGAACAACCAAGGUUACAUUCGUAAUACAAGCAGCAUCUCACCCCGUGGUUACUCAUCCAGCUCCACGCCUCAGCAGUCCAACUACAGCACUUCCAGCAAUAGUAUGAAUGGCUACAGCAAUGUCCCCAUGUCCAACCUGGGUGUUCCAGGCUCACCUGGGUUCAUUAACGGCUCUCCAACAGGAUCCCCUUAUGGAAUAAUGUCUUCAAGUCCAACAGUUGGCUCCUCCAGCACUUCUUCCAUCCUUCCAUUCUCCUCUUCCGUCUUUCCUGCUGUCAAACAGAAGAGUGCCUUUGCUCCCGUCAUCAGACCCCAAGGGUCUCCUUCUCCUGCCUGCUCUAGUGGCAAUGGAAAUGGGUUUAGAGCCAUGACUGGUCUUGUCGUUCCCCCGAUGUAAGGAAGAGGCAGCUUUGCUCCUCUCCCUCUUCCCUUUUUUCCUCUUUUUUUUUUUCAUUUUUCUUUUACAGCACAAAACUACUUAUUGUGAUGGACCACUAAAAAGAAAAAACAUAGCACUACAAGCUCUUUUUUGGGGGAAAGCCAGGCCCAUGAAAAAAAAAGGAACAUUUUUUAUGGAUUGGACAAGAUAGAAGGCUGCAUCUUUUACCUGUUUCAUAUUUCUGACACAACCACAUCAACUCCUAAAACAUUGUAAACGAAGAAUCAGCCAAGAGCCAGGAUGACCAACAGUUGGCAGAACGGAAUCAGAAAUGCAAAGUCUUUCUUGAAAGACACGAAACCUUCCUAAGAUUUGUAAAAUAUUAAAAGGAAAAAGAAAUUGGCAAAAUGAUUCAAGCUCGAUAUUUUGGAUACAAUUUGUUUUACUUUGUAGGGGUAAAAAGUUGAAGUUUCUAUUUUCUAUGGAGCCUUUCAGAUAUCGAUUUAGUUUAUGCAGAAAAAAAUUCAACAAAACAGGGUACCAGCAUGAAAGAAUUUCUAGGACAAACUGACACGAAUGAUGGAACUUUGGUGUAUGUGUGUAUUUGCUUAUAGUUUAACCUCUUUAAAAAAUGUAAGAUGUUUUACAAUUAUUUAAAUAAAUAAACUUGUAACUUAUUGUAUGUAGAGGUAGAAAUUAAACCUUUUUUGGAUUUUUUCCUCCAGUUGUACAAUGAAGAAAAAUGAUGCAAAAAUGUAGUGACAAGUUCAAUAUAUAUUAUUACUGCUGCAGUUGCUCCUCACUUCUUCCCUCUUAGUGAAUUCAUGUGCAAGGAUUUGUAGCAUUCUUUCUGAUUAACAAACUCAUCAGAAACUUUUAUACGCAUUGUGGUAUACAAACACUAAUUCAUUUAUAAAUUUUCAUCCUCCUUAUCUUUCCCCUCUUCCAUUUUUUCUUUCAAUUAAGAUAUUCAGGUACUGGGAUUGUCUGGUGAGUUUCAAAGACCCUACUGGCAAAUGAGCAGCACUUGGGGAUUUGGACGAAUCAGAUUUUUCAUGCGGUAGUGAGUUUAUUUUAUACAUUCAGUGUAUGAGUUGGGAGGGAAGGGGCUCUCUGACAUUGUUUUUCCAUGUAGUUAGAACAGUUAUACUUCACAGUAAGGGUGCAUUUAUAAAGGGUAAAUAUGUAUUUGAAUAAUUUAUGCACUUUUAUCCUGAGUCAAUAAAAAUGGUAAGUAUUUUCCAUUUAUAUACUAAAGUUUAUAGAAAUAAUUGUUUUGAAUUUUUCUGCAUUUUAGUGUAAGAAAAAAUGAGUUCUCCUUUGCUUCUUCUCUCCUGAAAUUGGAAGGUGAGAAGGCAACAAAACCAAUCACUAGUUAUCUGACCAAACAAGAGAACUUGGUAUUGAUCA
Messenger RNA from Cygnus atratus (black swan), 3274 nucleotides. RefSeq names its product EBF transcription factor 2 (gene EBF2). Gene Ontology annotation, molecular function: DNA-binding transcription factor activity, RNA polymerase II-specific; RNA polymerase II cis-regulatory region sequence-specific DNA binding. The transcript is spliced from 16 exons. The record is from RefSeq and is a predicted model, not a curated record. Bases 155 to 1882 code for a protein of 575 amino acids. Gene Ontology annotation, biological process: regulation of transcription by RNA polymerase II. Lineage: Eukaryota; Metazoa; Chordata; Aves; Anseriformes; Anatidae.